AUGUUCGCAAGCUCGACUUCCAAGGGCACUUCUAGUAUGACUCCCCGCAGCUCUUCAACAGCGCCAGCACCGAGUCAUAUGCCCAUGGAUAGGAACGGUCAUUGGAAGGUGAAUAUCGGUCAAUGGAUGUGGGACGACUAUUCGGAAGUGGGAUGGACGCUGUACGACCCCAACGGCUUCGAGGCUGGUAAGCACACUACACGUGGAAAUGGCCUCAAGGAGAUGAAGGAAUAUAUCCAGUCGAUGAAUCGUCCUUUCGGCGACUCCAUGCCUUUUGGAGUCGACAUGACCGUCUCACAGCCCCACGACCACGAUCACUCUAGAAUCACCUUUAAAAUCAAGAAGGAGAUCAAAGGCUGCGGGGAAUGUUCGCCUCACAUGACGACGGAGGACUACACCGAGAGCCGGCCAUUCGAGAUCAAUGCUUGCGAAAAGUCUUGCUCAAAACAAGGAAAAUUUAGUCCUUUGAAAGCCCUGUCGGAUUUAUGGUGCGAUGAUCUUAAUACGGCCGAUUGGGAGACUUUGGCCAAUGGUUGGAAGCGCAGUUUUAACUGUGGUUGGAAGGGUUUUGAUUAA
This is a messenger RNA of Alternaria arborescens, 576 nucleotides long. RefSeq lists its product as hypothetical. The transcript is spliced from 2 exons. Bases 1 to 576 code for a protein of 191 amino acids. The record is from RefSeq and is a predicted model, not a curated record. Lineage: Eukaryota; Fungi; Ascomycota; Dothideomycetes; Pleosporales; Pleosporaceae.